Molecule: messenger RNA, 930 nt
Organism: Diaporthe citri
Lineage: Eukaryota; Fungi; Ascomycota; Sordariomycetes; Diaporthales; Diaporthaceae
Exons: 2
Coding region: 1-930 (309 amino acids)
Cellular component (GO): peroxisome
Source: RefSeq, a predicted model, not a curated record
AUGAGCGGUCCCGGCGUCGGUUUCGAGUAUCCUCCUGUGCCCGUGGAAUGGCUCAAGCGGGACGCACUACUCUUCGCCAACAGCAUUGGAGUCACCGCUGAUGAGCUGCACUUCCUCUUUGAAUUGCACCCUGACUUUGCUGUGUUCCCGACCUAUCCUGUCAUCCUGCCAUUCAAGGGUGCUACCCAGGAAGUCAUUGACUUCUACGCGGCCCAGAAGGCCGUCAAGAUCCCCGGUGUGCCCGACUUCGACCACACUAGGGUCGUUGACGGCCAGCGCUUGCUGCAAUUCUUCAAGCCCCUGCCGCCCUCCUCGGAAGGCAAGAAGUUUGAGAUCCGCCAGAAGGUGAUCGGCGUCUACGACAAGGGCCGGCCCGGCUCCGUCCUCGAGACACAGACUGACCUCGUUGACGCCACUACCGGAGAGGCCUACUCGCGGGCCAUCGGCAGCGCCUUCUUCGUGGGCCAGGGCAACUGGGGCGGGCCCAAGGGCCCUGCCACGGUCAACUUCCCGCCGCCAAAGGGCAAGCAGCCCGACGUGACCUUUGAGGACCAGACCACCAAGCAGACGGCGCUUCUGUACCGCCUGAACGGCGACUACAACCCCCUGCACGCCACCCCGGAGCCCGGCAAGAAGAUGGGCUUCGGCGGCGAGAUCAUCCACGGCCUGUACUCGUUCAACUCGACCGCCCACGGGCUGCUCAAGCACGUGGCUGGCAGCGACCCCAAGAACCUGAAGGAGUUCCAGGCGAGGUUCGCCAGCCCUGUCAAGCCCGGGGAUAAGCUGGUGACCUCGGUCUGGAAGACUGGGGAGAUCAAGGAUGGCUGGGAGGAGGUCCGGUUCGAGACCAAGGUUGAGGGCAAGAAGGUGUGUCUAAGCAAUGGCCGCGCCCUUGUGAAGGCCGUUGGGUCUACCAAGAGCAAGCUGUAG